Molecule: messenger RNA, 1092 nt
Organism: Xiphias gladius (swordfish)
Lineage: Eukaryota; Metazoa; Chordata; Actinopteri; Istiophoriformes; Xiphiidae
Gene: pfdn4
Product: prefoldin subunit 4
Exons: 4
Coding region: 85-492 (135 amino acids)
Biological process (GO): protein folding
Cellular component (GO): prefoldin complex; cytoplasm
Source: RefSeq, a predicted model, not a curated record
CCAGAUUUUCUAUCCCGCUAGAUGGCGGUAUAGGUAUAUUGUCGCGUUCAGUCGCCCUGUCUUUGUGCAGUCGAGGAAGCCAAGAUGGCAGCCACUAUGAAGGGACCUGUUGCGGUUGAAGAUGUGAAUGUCACUUUUGAAGACCAGCAGAAGAUCAAUAAAUUCGCCAGGAACACGAGUCGGAUGACAGAGCUGAAAAGUGAAAUAGAGGCAAAGAAAAAAUCGCUGCAGAAUUUACAGGAUGCCAGUGAUGACCUAAUGAUGAUAGACGAUGACUCUCUAUUGAUCCCUUAUCAAAUUGGGGAUAUCUUUAUCAGUCACACCCAGGAAGAAACACAAGAGAUGCUGGAAGCUGCAAAGGAAGCACUGGAGCAAGAGGUCAAAAACCUCGAGGAACAGGUGUCAGCGAUACAGCAAGUGUUGGGUGAUCUGAAGGUCCAGCUUUAUGCCAAGUUUGGUAACAAUAUUAACCUGGAGGCAGAUGAAAGCUGAGCAGGGAAAUGGACAUUGACGGCUGCCCCAACAUGGACUUUUUCAUGCAGCUCUCAUAUCACAUCUACUGGACGUUUGCCAAACAAAGCGUCAACAUGAACAGCCUAGGUUUGUUUACACAGAUGAUGUAUGUGUUUAGUUUUGUCAAAAGAUAUUCACAAAGACAACAAAGGUAAAGAUCUGAAGAUUAAAUAAAUGCAAAUAAUUUCUAAUGUAUUUUAAUUGGCCCCUUAUUUAAUGUUCAUGUGUUGUUGUUUUUUUGGUUUUUUUUUUUUACUCUUGAUCUAGCUGAAGUAAAAAAUUAGGAACAAAACAGCUGUGUAGCAUUUUAACUUCUAGCAAAUUUAACACUCUUAAACAUUCUGCACAAGAACCCAUUUCAUUUGUGACCUUGCUGCAUAUUUGACUACCCUAAAGGUUUGGAUGAAAUUAACAACAGUUCUCUCUUUGAAACAACAGUGCAAUCUCCUUGGUGAAUUGGUUACUUUGAAUGAAAGCGCUCAAAAGUAUCCAACGUGCUCUACGUUGUUAAGAAUUCUGUGGUGACUUGAGUCUUCAACUCAAGUCAAAGUUGAUUAAAUUAGUACCCUCUGUCACUGA